Molecule: messenger RNA, 786 nt
Organism: Letharia columbiana
Lineage: Eukaryota; Fungi; Ascomycota; Lecanoromycetes; Lecanorales; Parmeliaceae
Exons: 1
Coding region: 1-786 (261 amino acids)
Source: RefSeq, a predicted model, not a curated record
AUGAAAUCCCUUUUACUCCUUACUCCUCUCCUCCUCGCUCUCCCCACAACUUCACUCUUCAUCCUCCUCCCUCUUUACGUCUACCCCGGCACCUCCGCCUCAGCCUGGAACAACGCCACAGCUGCCAUCGCCGCCUACCCCAAAGUGCAGUGGCAAGUGAUCGUCAACCCCAAUAGCGGCCCCGGCACAACCGGCUACCCGACGGACCAAAACUUCAUCACCGGCAUCGCAAAACUCAACAGCUAUCCCAACGUGCAGACCCUCGGCUACGUCGACACAGCUAACACGAAUCGCGCCUACUCCGCCGUGACGUCUGACAUCAGCGUCUACGCCAAAUGGACGAGCUACACCAAAGCCAACAUCUCCAUCGCAGGCAUCUUCUUCGACGACGUCAACAACACCGCCUCGAGCGCCGUCAACACGUACAUGCACAACGCAUCCGCGUACGCCUACGCCACCGUGCCCUCGGACGUGACCCCCGUCGUCUUCAACCCGGGCGCCCUCGCGCCGACUCAGCUCUUCAGCUACUGCGACACGAUGGUCGAGUUUGAGAAUCCGUUCUCCAGCUACAAGAACGACACGACGAUCGCGACGAUUCCGAGCGCGUAUCGGGACCAGAGCGCCAUCUUGGUGUAUAGUACGCCGGCGACCGCGAACGUGAAGAGUCUGGUGCAUACGAUGGCGCUGGAUGGGAUCGAGGCGGUGUACUUUGGCGCGGAUUGCUGUUAUGAUACUUUCCCUGCGGCUUUUCUGACGCAGCUUGCGGCGGCUGUGCAAGCUGGGUAG